CUGCGCCCGAGCCCCGAGAAUCCGCCGCCACCGCGCAGGUUCCCGCGGCCGGCCGCCCUCGCCCCACAGGUAGGAGCCGCGCCGCGGCUGGGGCGCGCAGAGCUCCCGCGGGAGCCGGUUUCCGCUGCGCUCGCGCACCGUCCCUCCUCCCGCCAGCCUCGGGCAGCUGGCCGCUCCCCGCCCAACUUGGACGGAACCUUGGCAGUGGCGUCGGCGGCGGGCGCCAGCUUCGUGCGGCCUCGCGGGAGCGGCCUCCCUGGCAGCCUCCGGGGUCCUCCUGUGCACGCCUUCGUCCCGGGUUCCUGCAGAGUCGACGCUGACAACUUCGGCGCUCACUCUUGCCGGGGCGGGCGGCUGUGUGGCGCGCAGAGCCGCGCUGUCUCCGGGCCGAAGUUGGGGGCGUCCUCUGCAGGAUGUGCCCAUCUCCCUCGCCGCGGGGGCCCCCAGUACAGUGUGUCCGGUGACCCCAGGUCAUCUCGCGCGCCCGAGGGUUCGCGUGCGCUAUGGGAUGACCGGGAUGGCGGGCGCGAUAGGACCAGCAUCCCGGACCAACCAGGAAGUGCUGCGUUCCGAGGCUUGGAGCCCAGCCCGCCAGAUGAACGGUCCCGGGCGUGUGGCCACACAGCUGCCCGCUGCGGGGCCCACGAAGUGAUGACGCCGGGGUCGGGCAGGGCAAGGUGGGGGGCAAGGAGCUGGGCGUGUGUGAAGGGACUUGUUUUUCUCGCUCCAGCUCCAGCCAACAUGUCACUGAAAGAUGAGCCAAGAGUAAAUACCUCUGCACUGCAGAAAAUUGCUGCUGACAUGAGUAAUUUGAUAGAAAAUCUGGACACGCGGGAGCUCCACUUUGAGGGAGAGGAGGUGGACUACGAAGUGUCUCCCAGCGAUCCCAGGAUACGGGAAGUGUAUAUCCCUUUCUCUGCUAUUUAUAAGACUCAAGGAUUUAAGGAGCCUAAUACACAGACGUAUCUUUCCGGCUGUCCAAUAAAAGUUCAAGUUCUGGAAGUGGAGCGCUUAACAUCUACAAAAAGGGUACCAAGCAUCAAUCUUUACACUAUUGAAUUAACACAUGGGGAAUUUAAAUGGCAAGUUAAGAGGAAGUUCAAGCACUUCCAAGAAUUUCACAGAGAGCUGCUCAAGUACAAAGCCUUUAUCCGAAUCCCCAUUCCCACCAAAAGACACACAUUUAGAAGACAGAAUGUCAAAGAAGAGCCUCGAGAGAUGCCAAGUUUGCCCCGUUCAUCUGAAAACAUGAUCCAAGAAGAACAGUUGUUUGGUAGAAGGAAACAACUAGAGGAUUACUUGACAAAAUUACUAAAAAUGCCCAUGUAUAGAAACUAUCAUGCAACAACAGAAUUCCUUGAUAUAAGCCAGCUGUCCUUCAUCCAUGAUUUGGGACCAAAGGGCAUAGAAGGUAUGAUAAUGAAAAGAUCCGGUGGGCACAGAAUACCAGGCUUGAACUGCUGUGGUCAGGGAAGGGCCUGCUACCGGUGGUCCAAAAGGUGGUUGAUAGUAAAAGAUUCCUUUUUACUAUAUAUGAAACCAGACAGUGGUGCUAUUGCCUUCGUACUGCUGGUAGAUAAAGAAUUCAGAGUUAAGGUGGGAAAGAAGGAGACGGAGACAAAAUAUGGACUCCGAAUUGAUAAUCUUUCAAGGACACUGAUUUUAAAAUGCAACAGCUAUAGACAUGCUCGGUGGUGGGGAGGGGCUAUAGAAGAAUUCAUCCAUAAACAUGGCCCCAACUUUCUCAAAGAUCAUCGAUUUGGGUCUUAUGCUGCUAUCCAAGAGAACACUUUAGCUAAAUGGUAUGUUAAUGCCAAAGGAUAUUUUGAAGAUGUGGCGAAUGCAAUGGAAGAGGCCAAAGAAGAGAUUUUUAUCACAGAUUGGUGGUUGAGUCCAGAAAUCUUCCUGAAACGUCCGGUGGUUGAAGGAAAUCGUUGGAGGUUGGACUGCAUUCUUAAGCGAAAAGCACAACAGGGGGUGCGUAUCUUCAUUAUGCUCUACAAAGAGGUGGAACUUGCUCUUGGAAUCAAUAGUGAAUACAGCAAGAGGACUUUGAUGCAUCUACACCCCAACAUAAAGGUGAUGAGGCACCCAGAUCAUGUGUCAUCCAGUGUAUAUCUGUGGGCUCAUCACGAGAAACUCAUCAUCAUCGACCAGUCGGUUGCCUUUGUGGGUGGGAUUGACCUGGCCUAUGGAAGGUGGGAUGACAACGAACACAGACUCACGGACGUGGGCAGCGUGAAGCGCGUCAUCGGGGCACCUUCUCUGGUUUCCCUCACAGCUGAAACAACAGAGUCUAUGGAAUCCUUAUGCCUCAAAGAUAAAAACGAAUCUAACAAAAAUCUGCCUGUCCUGAAGACUGUUGAUGAUGCAGAUUCAAAACUGAAAGGAAUAGGAAAGCCCAGAAAGUUCUCCAGAUUCAGCCUCUACAGGCAGCUGCACAGACACCACCUACGCAGCACAGACAGCAUCAGCAGCAUUGACAGCGCCUCCAACACGGGCUCCAUCCAAAGUUUGCAGACGGGUGUGGGAGAGCUACAUGGGGAAACCAGAUUCUGGCAUGGAAAGGACUACUGCAAUUUUGUCUUCAAAGAUUGGGUUCAACUUGAUAAACCUUUUGCAGAUUUCAUUGACAGGCACUCCACCCCCCGGAUGCCAUGGCAUGACAUCGCCUCUGUAGUCCACGGGAAGGCUGCUCGCGACGUGGCCCGUCACUUCAUCCAGCGCUGGAACUUCACGAAGAUUAUGAAACCAAAAUAUCGGUCCCUUUCUUAUCCUUUUCUGCUUCCAAAAUCUCAAACAACAGCCCAUGAGUUGAAACACCAAGUGCCUGGGUCUGUCCAUGCUAAUGUACAGUUGCUCCGUUCUGCUGCUGAUUGGUCUGCUGGUAUAAAGUACCAUGAAGAGUCCAUCCACGCUGCUUACGUCUAUGUGAUAGAGAACAGCAAGCACUAUAUCUAUAUAGAAAACCAGUUUUUCAUAAGCUGCUCUGAUGACAAAGUUGUGUUCAACAAGGUUGGCGAUGCCAUUGCUCAGAGGAUACUGAAAGCUCACAGGGAAAGCCAGAGAUACCGGGUUUAUGUUGUGAUACCACUUCUGCCAGGUUUUGAAGGAGACAUUUCAACCGGUGGAGGAAAUGCUCUACAGGCAAUAAUGCACUUCAACUACAGAACCAUGUGCAGAGGAGAAAAUUCCAUCCUUGGACAAUUAAAAGCAGAGAUCGGCAAUCAGUGGAUAAAUUACAUAUCCUUCUGUGGUCUUAGAACACACGCAGAGCUUGAAGGAAACCUAGUCACUGAGCUUGUCUAUGUCCACAGCAAGUUGCUAAUUGCUGAUGACAACACUGUUAUUAUUGGCUCUGCCAACAUAAACGACCGAAGCAUGCUGGGAAAACGGGACAGUGAAAUGGCUGUCAUUGUGCAGGACACGGAGACGGUCCCUUCAGUAAUGGAUGGAAAAGAGUACCAAGCUGGCCACUUCGCCCUAGGACUUCGGCUGCAGUGCUUUCGGGUUGUCCUCGGCUAUCUUUCUGGCCCUAGUGAAGACAUUCAGGAUCCAGUGAGUGACAAAUUCUUCAAGGAGGUGUGGGUUUCAACGGCAGCUCGAAAUGCUACAAUUUAUGAUAAGGUGUUCCGGUGCCUUCCCAAUGAUGAAGUACACAAUUUAAUUCAGCUGAGAGACUUUAUAAGCAAGCCCAUCUUAGCAAAGGAAGAUCCCAUUAGAGCUGAGGAAGAACUGAAAAAGAUCCGUGGGUUCUUGGUACAAUUUCCCUUUUAUUUCCUGUCUGAAGAAAACCUACUGCCUUCUGUUGGAACUAAAGAAGCCAUGGUGCCUACCGAGGUUUGGACUUAAGAGUCAUACUUGUUUGCAACUCAAAGACUUCCACCCUGAAGAGUACAUGUCACACAGUGACUUUCUGGAGACCUAACAGCCAUAGCCAGACCCAGUGCACUCUUGUAUCCAACACUUGGACCCUUUGGGUUGGCUGGGAAGGGCUGUAGUCAUACUGAUAUAAGGACAGUGAAAAUCAGCAAGGCUUUAUAAUUCCUCCUGCCUGUCCCUGUGAAAAAAGGACUGUAUUCGUAGGUAGCAUAUACCCAACAGCUUAAACACAUACUAAAAUUCCAUGAUGUAUACCAAACUGCAUUUUCUUUGCUAACGAGAAUUUACCUGUCACUGUGAUCUACUUUGCCAAAAGUUGUCUGAACCUCCUUAUUUUUCUCUGACCCUCACUUAUGCAAUUGAUGUCUGCUGGACCUGCCUUCCUCUCAUAGUCCAUACAGGCUCUGUUUGAGGUAUUGUCUAUUGCUAGAAGAUGUUGUGAUGCUGCUUCAAGGUUAUUUAAGGUUACAUGGGUUGCUCCUGCCCCUGCCCUUCUGGCCCCGGAGUAGUCGUGUGCACCCAACCAAGGAUGUGGUCCUUAUUCCUUUCCAGUGACUGAAAGGACAGGACAGACCUUAGUCUACACAGCAGCCCAUGUUAGGCACUUCUGACAACAUUGACAGCAUGUAUGUUGACACCACAGAUCAACAGGAAGGAAUUAAAUUCGGUUAUUAAGGCAGAGAUUUCACUUUGCAUCCAAAGGCAUUGAUAAGAUGUGUCCUUUUGAUAGGGCCCACCCUAUCAGAUUUGAAAACGUGUAGGAUAUUUGAUUACACAGCAACCGAUAAAACUCAAAGACACAGCAUGCAGCCUUCAGCAAUCUUCAACGUUUUGGUGGGAAUCUGAUCCAGAUAAGAAAAGAAGAUUUCUUAUAGGCCUGUAAAAUUUCCUGUCAUCCUUAGCUGCUGGAUUGAUUGAAAUUUGAGUUUCUACAUUUCAAAGUCAAACCAGUGAAUACAGCUUGUCUUUCAAGAGAAUCAGGGGCUUCAUAACUCAUGCCAAGUUAAUGAGUAUGAGCCUUAUUUGACAUUCAGCUCGCCAGCUAUGUUACCUUCUUUAAGAAAAACUGUUUGCAAAAUGCAUACAACUUCACUUGCGUUAUUAAAUAUACAUUAACAUUCCACCAGGGUUCCAAAGAGGUUAGGAUUAUUUUUUAAUUCACAUUAUCCUAGUCUGUGAAUUGUUCUGGAAACCCAUUUCUCCUUUUUGGAUGUUAGUGUACAUACCCUUUGGUACCCCAUAGCUCUAAAUUUUUUUUUUUUUUUUUUUUUUUUUUUUUUUUUUGCGGUACGCGGGCCUCUCACUGUUGUGGCCUCUCCCGUUGCGGAGCACAGGCUCCGGACACGCAGGCUCAGCGGCCAUGGCUCACGGGCCCAGCCGCUCUGCGGCCUGUGGGAUCUUCCCGGACCGGGGCACGAACCUGUGUCCCCUGCAUCGGCAGGCGGACUCUCAACCACUGUGCCACCAGGGAGGCCCCCACCAUAGCUCUAAUUUUAUUAAGCAGAACUAUUCUUACAACCUAAAGAACUAAUGUGGGUUCCCAACGGGCCUGAGGCCAUAAAACAUGGUGUAGGUGCAAUGAUUACACCUCUAUGGAUUACCUGGACAGACUCUCAUCCAAAGGAGUAAGGACCCAAUCCCUAUUUUCCUAGAACUGAUAGUCCAGUGGAAAAGGUUAAACAGGAGCACAAAGUCUGUGAACUAGGUUAGUAGGAGAGAGACAGUGUGAUACCCAGGAGGGUUUUACAAAUGAGGUGGAACUAUGCAACCAACAAUGGAAAUGAAUAUGCUUUUAUGGUGGCUGAAGAUAGUAAAAUGACUUCAUUCUAUAGCAGUUGUAAAUAAGACAUUUGCUAUUUAUGAAGUUUAGAUUGGCAUUUAAAGUGUUGAGUGUAUGUGGAAUACCUAAGGAAUUUUCAUGUUUUCUUUUUAAAUUUUUAAAAAAUGUAGAACAGUCAACAAACUGGCUCUUGAAAGGGCCCUUUCUCUUAAAAAAAAAAGUCACUUAAUCCAACCUCUGCCCAUUUUAUAGCUGAGGAAACUGAGACCCAGGUUAAUUGAAGGACUCACUGAAGUUUACCCAUUAGGACCAGUGACAUCGUUGGUCCAUUACUGGCCUCUCCUUUCACUCAUCACAGCCCCAAAAGGAGGAGAUGCAGUAGAUUUCAGACAGGAUGUCUCUAAGCUAUUUUGAACCCUGUGAUAUUAUGUAUUUAUGUGCUUGUCUGUCUCCCCCUACUAGAAUGUAAGCUCCAUGGGGCAGGGACUUUCCUGUGUUUUGUUCUUAGUGUAUCCCCCAAGCCUGAAACGGUGCCUGGCUCGUAGGAGGUGCUCAGUACGUGUUUGUCGGAUGAAUAAAGGAGGUGGAGGAGACAGCUAAUGAAAUGAAAAACUUACGGAGUCUCAGACAAGAAAUCUUCCUGCUGUUGCUAAAGAAACUGUUAGCAAGUUUCUUUUCUACUGCAUCCUCUUAAAGGCAAGAUGCUCAUCUGCAAAGAGAGGGGCUGCAAGAUUUAUUUGGGUGGAUUUUAUGGAAAAUACAGUGCCAUAAUUGCCUGCUUUGCAGUAGCAGUUUACAUAGUGCAGCAUUCUGCAAAAAUUGCAUGGGACACAGGAUUGCCGUGGACACAGGAUAUACCAUAUGGCCUAAUUACCCAUCAUUCUCUGACACCAUUACUACCUAAUAGAAGUUCAGAUAAUUUAUCUUUAACAUCGCAAUGUCUGAUAUAAACAUUAAAAUGCAAGAGAUUCAGUCUUGAAAAGCUAUUUUGAAUCUGUUCAGCAUUUUAAAUUGACUAUAAUCUUUUGAAAUGCCUGUAAGUGCUGUACCUGACACUCUGAUAAUCUCUGUAAUAAUUUUUGCUUUCUAGAAGGAAAAAUUCUAUGAUUAUAAGAAGUGAAGGGUAGAAAGUGGUCAUGGCCUUUUAAAGCUAUUCAGAUUGGCCAAGCUUAGUGGUUGGAGGAUACUAAACACAGCAGGUCGGGUUCAGGCAUUUGCUCUGGAGCAACUGUCCACUCAGGGACUCACCCUUCAGUGGGAUGGCUUUCAUUCUCAGCUGUAAUGCAUCACAGAGAGCUGGUCAUUAGAUAACUGAGUGACAUAUUGUAAAACAAAACAUUGGUUAUAUUUUAAUAGCAUGUUUGGAAGAAAAUUUUGUCUCUAGGUAGUCAAAACCAGAAGCAGUUAAUCUCUUAUGUAAUAACUUGGGAAAUUGUAACAUAUCGUGAAUUAACAUUCUUCCAGGUGAAGGCAGUAAGCCAGGAAGUCUUUUUGCAGAUAUAAGACGACAGGCAGAACAGAUUUUAUAUACAUCAUGGAGAUCCUGCACGUCUUUCUGCCCCUCCCCAUUCCUUAUUCCUUCAACCUCUUUCCCCAACCAGAGCCCUUCCGUAUUAUGGAAACCAUUUUAGAGGACAAGAAAAAGUUCUGGGAAAAAACAACAUUAGGCAUCUAAAAUAAAUCUUCAGUUUAACUCACACUUUUAAGUGAUUGACAAAAUAUUAUCAUUUUUUAACAGAGGUGGUGGUUCUUUUUAGCGUCUCUGAUCUGAUGUGGCACUGGAGGAUUUUCAGAUGCCGGUCACCCUCUGGAGAGGGGCUAAAGAGGGCCCUUCAUGUCUUCUCAUCCCUCUCAAUUCUCCCAUGUAUGAAAAGUGACCAAACGCUAAAGGAUUUUCGGUGUGCUUAGGAAUACAAUUUUAUUUCCUUAGAAGAUCCUCUGAAGUCAAUUACUACUGGCAACUUGGAGGUUUAAAAUGGGUUUUACCAGGCAUAGGCCUUGAGAAAUUCUUGAAUCUAGAAAUUCACUGGAAAAGGAAUUCAUCGCCCUCUAUCCAAAAGUUGCAGGUGAAGAAUCGAUGGAUUCGCAUUAUGUUUAGGGGGAGGCAGAUGCCACAAUAUGAUUCCUAGUGGCAUUUAAUUCACAUGUGAUAUAUUAUUGGCUUUGACUGCAGAGUGGAAGGAUUCAUUAAAGGAAACAAAAAUUCUUUGGCUUAAUAUAUUAUAGGUUAUUUUCUUUUUUCCUUUAUACCAGUAUUAAAUUUUAACUUAAAAAGUAAUCAAAGUAAGAUAAAUGGAAAUUUGUCACACUAAUCAUUUUAAACUUUUAAGUUUUAAAAUCAGAGACUGGGAUUGCAAUCCAACCAAAAGGCAGACUUAAUUACUCUUUCUAUUCCCUAGCAGCUCUAGUUGUUUGCUUUAUUCUAGAUAAAUGCACUUAAGUGAAUGUUGUACUAGCUCUGCUCAGCAUUAGGAAAUGUAACAUCAUGCUCUCCUAAUGUAUAUUCCACUUGGAUUCUUCCCAUAAAAUUGUCUGAGUCAAAGGUACUGAUAUUCUCCUCAGCCAUUCUAAAAAUUCAUACCAAAGUAUUGCAGUUGGAGCACAUGUCUCUGAUGCAAAAACCAGAUACUUGCUGGUGAACAUCCAUCCAUUCAGAAUAUUCAGAUAUUCUGGACAGAGCUCAGGCCCUAGCCUCACCCUUAUGGCAGGCUUUGGCAAACUAAGGCUGGGCCUCCUGUUUUUGUAAAUAAAGUUUUAUUUGAAUGUAGCCAUGUCCAUUUGUUUACAUGCCUCAUGACCAAAUGAGCUGCAAAUCUGAGAAUACUUGCCAUCCUUAAGAAACGUUUACUGAUCCUCCCUCUAGAGAGAGCAAAGAAUAUCCAAUUACGGUGCCUCAACCAAACAGGUUUGGGUGAGUUCUAAUCUCUUCCAUAAGCAAGAUUUUCAACUCUCCAUAUCCCAGAGCCCAGCAUUCUACAAUAGAUUUAUUCUAACAAGGUCAAGUCCUUUCAAGAAUGAAAAAUCACAUGUUUAUUUGUUCUGAAAGAGUUUUUGUCAACUAAAGCAAUCUUCUCCCAGCUGAGCACUCAUAUGGAAGCGUGGUUGAUAAUGUUUGUAACUAAAGUGUUAAAUGAGGACAGAUAGACCUAACGAUUUGUAUUCAGAAGGACAAUUGUGAACUCAAGAAACUCAGUCUCCCUGGAUUUUCCUUCUGGGAAGCCUUGGAAAUGAUACGUGUAUCCAUUCUCUGCCUCACAGUCAAUGCUUUUGAUGCCAAGUCCCUUAACUGCUUUUUUUAAUGUAAAUAUUCAUUAAUUAAACAAUUAAAAGUGUGCAAUUGGC
Lagenorhynchus albirostris (white-beaked dolphin) is the source of this 9004-nucleotide messenger RNA. It is a transcript of the gene PLD1, whose product is annotated as phospholipase D1. Bases 652 to 3852 code for a protein of 1066 amino acids. The transcript has 26 exons. Gene Ontology annotation, molecular function: phosphatidylinositol binding; D-type glycerophospholipase activity. NCBI's taxonomy places the organism in Eukaryota, Metazoa, Chordata, Mammalia, Artiodactyla, Delphinidae. Gene Ontology annotation, biological process: phosphatidic acid biosynthetic process; cell motility; regulation of microvillus assembly. The record is from RefSeq and is a predicted model, not a curated record.